This is a messenger RNA of Lutra lutra (Eurasian river otter), 2653 nucleotides long. RefSeq names its product transport and golgi organization 2 homolog (gene TANGO2). Gene Ontology annotation, biological process: Golgi organization; protein secretion. Gene Ontology annotation, cellular component: Golgi apparatus. Bases 893 to 1723 code for a protein of 276 amino acids. The record is from RefSeq and is a predicted model, not a curated record. The transcript is spliced from 9 exons. Lineage: Eukaryota; Metazoa; Chordata; Mammalia; Carnivora; Mustelidae.
ACCUGAGAACUAAGUCAAAAUACAACCAUAUGAAGAAGGCAAUGGAAAGGACUUUUUGCUUUGGGACAGGGAGGGCGGCUGCUCUGCGGUAGUGAUGGGGAAAACUUGUGGUAAAGAAACAGACUCUUUCCAAUGGGCAGUGGCACGGGCAAGGCUGCAGGACAGGGGCAGGACGGGGAGGAAAUAUUGGCUACCGGUGGAACAGAUAGGCCGUGAGCCUGCCCAUACCACGUGCACCGCCGUACAGAUCAGUGCGGCAGAAGUCCAGGGUUUAAUACCCAAAUCGGUGAUUCGUGGAUGCGGGUAGGCAGGUGGCUGUAAGGUGCGUGGCCCCUGGGAGUUGCCAGUAUAACCGUGGUGAGUGUUUCCUGCCACCCCGAGGAGGGCAGCAGCGGCAGGCUGUGGUGCUGGCGGGAUGCACCCCUACCCAGCCAGUGGUACCUGCCCUGGAUGUCUGGGGGGAGUUGGGCCGCGUCUGCUCACCUGAGAGCAUCUUCCUCCACCAGCCAUUCCGCCUCCUCCGUCUCUGCCUAGGAAGGUCUGCAGCCCCUUUGCAGGGCCGGGGCAUGGGGCUCCUCUGUGGCACUCUGCAGGGGCUAGAAACGUGAUGGGACUGAAACAUCCAACAGAGCUGAGUGGCCGAGUGAAGGGGUAUGUCCUCCGGGGAAGCUGUGCGGCGGCUAGCAGCCUAGGGGGACAGCUGCCCCUUGGUGAGGACAGCUCUGCACAGCCAGUCAGCAGGGCGACAGGGCAGCGGGAUCCUGCGUGUGUGAUAACCCCAUGGCACACACCCAUACCUCGCUGAGAAACAUCUGGAGGCGUACUGCCGGCAAGAUACAGGGCGUUUGCGGAACUGGUGAUCCUUUGUGAACAAAGCCACUCUCAGGGACCCAUGUGCAUCAUCUUCUUUAAGUUUGAUCCUCGCCCUGUCUCUAAAAAUGCAUACAGGCUCAUCUUGGCAGCCAACAGGGAUGAAUUUUACCACAGACCAUCCAAGGUCGCUGACUUCUGGGGGAACAACAAUGAGGUCCUCAGUGGGCUUGACAUGGAAGAAGGCAAGGAAGGAGGCACAUGGCUGGGCAUCAGCACACGGGGGAAGCUAGCUGCACUCACCAACUACCUGCAGCCACGGCAGGACCGGGAUGCCCGGGGCCGAGGUGAACUUGUGACCCACUUUCUGACUACAGACAUGGACAGCUUGUCCUACUUGAAGAAGGUCUCUGCGGAGGGCCACCUGUACAACGGCUUUAAUCUCAUAGCAGCUGACCUAAGCACGGAGAAGGGAGAUGUCAUUUGCUACUACGGGAACCGGGGGGAGCCCGAGCCAGUCGUCCUGGCACCAGGAACGUAUGGACUAAGCAAUGCGCUGCUGGAGACGCCCUGGAAGAAGCUGUGCUUUGGGAAGCAGCUCUUCCUGGAGGCCGUGGAGCGGAGCCAGGCUCUCCCCAAGGAUGUCCUCAUUGCCCAGCUCCUGCAUGUGCUCAACAAUGAUGAGGCGCAGCUGCCAGACCCGGCCAUUGAGGACCAGGGCAGGGAGUAUGUGCAGCCCUUUCUGAGCAAGUACGCGGCUGUGUGUGUACGCUGCCCGGGCUAUGGCACCAGAACCAACACCAUCAUCCUUGUGGACGCAGAUGGGCACGUGACCUUCACAGAGCGUAGCAUGCUGGACAAGGACCCCUCCUGCUGGGAGACCAGCACCCACGAGUUCAAGCUGCAGAGCUAACCCCUCUCCAUGGGUGUGGCCAUUGGGCUCCUGGAAGGCCCUGCCUUGAGGACCAGUAUGGAUAGGAGCCUCCUGUAGCCACACACACUGCCUGUGCCUUGGGCAGGACCAGGGCCCUCUGGUGUUUUUGUAACCUGUCCGUGUCCGCGUGUCCAGCUCAGGGUCUGCCCUUACGCCAGUGGGAGUGACAAGAGUCCCGCAGCCCGGCUCGGGGCAGGCCCAGGUGUGCUGUGCGUGUGUGAAAGCACCUGGGCCUGCACCCUGUCCAAGCAUAGAGGCACACACUCAAGGCACAUGCUUCCAUGCAUACCUGCAGGUGCAUGGGCACACGUACACAUGUAUAGGUACCAGAUGGGCACACGCAUGCUCAAACGCACACACCGAUCCUAGCGUACACACAUAUGCAUGCCAGACAGAGAUGUGCCUCUCACAUCUGCAGGCGCUGCUGGCCAGUGGGUCUUUGCUUCGAUCAAAACAACAGGGUUUUGUGUUUAAAAGACUUGUGUUUAAAAGUGGCUCCCUCUCUCCUGGGCGUGGUCUACUUCUGGACAGUUAGACUUGCUCUUGGAGAGGGGGCUGAAGGAUGACAAGAACCCUAGGAAAACCCACUGUCAUAACAGAAGCACAGGCUGGUUGGUGGUCUUUUGUGCCCUGGAGGGGGGUGGUCUCCUGUGUGCAUGGGGUAGUCCUGUUGGGGGAGGAGGGUGGUCCUGCCUGAAGCACCAGGGGUCCUGUGUAUGCUGGGGCACCUUGGUAGGCUCUCAGGCACCUACCUGCCCACUGGAGGUCAUGGGUCUUGGGAAGGCCCUCUCAAUGAGGGGACACAGCCAACCCUUGCUGUUUCCCUUCUCCUUGGGGAGUCAGACUUCAUAGGAAUCUGUACUUGAAUGUGAGACCAUGAUAAUAAAAUUCUGAGGCUGUGGUGAGUCA